AUGAGAUCAUCAGUUGCGUUCCAGCUCCCGUCAUGGUAUCUUCCACGACCAGAACCUCAAGUAAACGAGAGCACGGCGCACUUUGUAUCGCUUGACGGAUCCCAACCAGACACUUUGAUCGAUGCUGGCUGCCAUUUCUUCGCAGUUCAUUUUACCAAAAUAGCAGGCCUGGUGCAAAAUCUAAGUCAACAUCCUCCCAACCCCCGAGGUUCCCACGGCCCAAUUUCACAUCGCUUCCGGUUCGUUGCAAAGAGGGACCCCGCCAAUUCAUGCAGCAGACACCUUGGUAUCGUCGACACCGACACAGCAGAUGCCAAACCAACUGGAUUAUAUUCUCCAACUCAACAUGAGGUACGGUGCUUCGAGAUAUGGCUACGGGCUGCGUAUAGACUUGUCGUGCCGUUCCAGUCGCUGGAAGACCUCCGGGAUUUGUAUGACCUGGCAAGCCAGUUUUGCUGUCAUUCAUGGAUGGGCCCAUAUCUCGAUUGGCUUUUGCCCAACAUCGUGGAUAGUGAAUUUUGGUUUGGUAUGCGAAAUCCGGAUCUUCGCGUGAGUCAUGUUAGGAUUGCGGAGGACACAAAGUCUCGGCUGCUUUACCACGAUGCCCUCACCAUCCUCAGCGUAGAGCUUGAUGACCAUGAUCCGGACAAAGAGGCUCAUCUCUCAGCUUAUCUCGAUGGCCGUACCGUUUCCUUGGCCAAGGCGGUUUCCGAACGGCGGAGGUGGUGCGUUACAACGGCGAAGAGCCAGCUCGCUAAGAUCUGCCAGGCUUUUUCUUCGUGGAUAGAGAACCAACGUUCAGGAAGCCACUAUAAGGUGGCUAUAGCGGUGCAAGAGUUGUCAACCUUGCGCGACAUGCCUGUCAACCGUUCGAGUCCUACGACACCGAAACCGGUGACGGAAAUCAUGUUUCUUUUCAAAAUUGUAGAUGUGCUGAAUCGCCUCAAAGCGCACCGGCUGGGGUUUUUGGAGGAAGAACCUACAGUUAUGGACAUGGUGAACGAUCUCCGCAAGUUCGCCAAAAGAAAGCAGCUGAACGGAAUGAAGCUCGACCGUUACAGCAAAUUUGAGAUAAUCACGUCUGAGGUGUGGGAAGAGGACAUCGACUUUAUUUUUGGACCACAGAUACAGACCAGCAUGUAG
This is a messenger RNA of Aspergillus puulaauensis, 1143 nucleotides long. RefSeq lists its product as uncharacterized. The transcript has a single exon. Lineage: Eukaryota; Fungi; Ascomycota; Eurotiomycetes; Eurotiales; Aspergillaceae. The record is from RefSeq and is a predicted model, not a curated record. Bases 1 to 1143 code for a protein of 380 amino acids.